This is a messenger RNA of Saccostrea cuccullata (small rock oyster), 3001 nucleotides long. RefSeq lists its product as uncharacterized. Bases 160 to 2676 code for a protein of 838 amino acids. The transcript has 4 exons. The record is from RefSeq and is a predicted model, not a curated record. Lineage: Eukaryota; Metazoa; Mollusca; Bivalvia; Ostreida; Ostreidae.
AGUCAGAGCAGUGCAGUUUGUAGUCAAGGUUCUAAUUGGAGUCAGGAAGAGGAAGCCCUACCCCUUCAUGAAAUUCAGUUGACUGAUGUGAACACAGCUAUUAACAUCCUAAGCCAGGGUCAAAUUAGUCCAUUGCGAUCAAGACUCAAUACAGAAUUGAUGAAUACUAAAGAACGAACUCUAAGAUACUACAAAAGGAAAGCACAGGAGACUUGCACAGCUCUUCUAGAUGCCAUUGCUCCUCAUCAAGGAGAGAUACUUAAGAAGAUGACAUUACCAAAUUCGGAAGCUAAUGAUGAUGACCUUUUUCGUGUUGUCGGUGAACUGUACCACAAUAUCAAGGAUGCAGAUGUGAAAUGUCAACUUUUGUCUCUAAUAGUAAAUAGAUGUUCAAAGGCUGAACUGUUGACAAGGUUUCCAGAGGUUACAAAGCAUCAGAUAGAUAAAGCCAGGAGACAUGCUUUCGUAAAUGGUCCUGGAUCAGGUGUUCAGCAAACAGUAUCUUCUCAACACAGACAAAGAAUCAAUUUUGCAAAGUUACAGCAUGCAGUGGAAUUUUUCAGUGAUCCAUCAUUCAACCAGAUUUCAUCAUACACUACAAGGAACCUAAAGCUAGAUUCUGGAGACACCUUAGUAAUUCCUGAUGUAGUUAGGACUAUGAUACAUUCAAAUUUGAUCAAACUUUACAACACAUACUGCGCCAGUAAUAACUUUGAGCCUCUCAGUGAGUCCACUCUAUAUGAAGUCCUAAAUGCAUGCAGUGCAUCAAAACGGAAGUGCCUGAAAGGACUUGAUAACAUUGCUGUUGAUGGAUCUUCUGCAUUUGACAGUCUGACUAGCUUAGUUGAUAAACUUGAUGAGCCUCAGCAAUGGAAAAAAGAACUGAAGGAAAAGCUGUUCAAUGCUCGACUGUACUUAAAGACUGACUACAAGCUCCACAUCAAGCGGGAAGAUGAAUGCGCUUUCCACUGCUUACAGUAUGCACUUAGUGACCCCAAAUCAAGCCAUCUUAGUGUUUCAUGUGACCAUGAGCAUAAUAAGACCUGCAGCAGGUGUAACUUAUUUGGUGAAUCUGUCACGGAGAUCCGCAAGGUCAUCAUAAAGUCUCCAUCAGAAGAGCAAGAGGUACUAUUGCAAGAUUUGGAAAUGUCCAUAACACAAGUAGAGGACUGGAGAUCACACAUCAUAAGAACUGUGAAUCAGGAUGACGGAAGGGUAGACGUGCUGCAUAAUCUGAACAACAACCAGGUUUUAGUGAUUUUAGACUGGGCGAUGAAAUAUUUGCCGCAGAUGUACCGUGAGAAAAUGAAAGACUUCUUUGGACAGAAAGGAGUACACUGGCAUGUGUGUGUUGCAGUUUUCAAGGAACAAAAUGGAAGUCUAGUGCACAGGACUUUUACUCACAUAAUGGAUUAUGUGAAGCAGGACUUCUUUGCUGUUCUUUCAUUACUAGAACAUGCAUUAGUAACUAUUAAACAACAGCUGCCACACAUUACGGAAGCUUACCUCAGAUCAGACAAUGCCGGAUGCUACCAUUGUGGGCAGUUAUGGCUCUCCAUACCAUCAUUGUCAGAAAGAACAGGAAUAACUGUGAAGCGUUUUGACUACAGCGAAGCACAGAGUGGUAAAAGCUACUGUGAUGCAAAAAUCGCCCACAUGAGAUCAAAGAUGAGGAUUUUUUCUUCAGAGGGCCAUAAUAUUUGUACAGCUAUGCAGAUGAAAGAGGCAAUCGAGAGUGGUGCAGGAGUCAAGGGAACCUGCAUUGCUGUUGUUGAUGUUGAUGUCACAAAGCAAACACUCACAAAGCAUUCUUGGAAGGGAGUAAGCUUUAUAUCCAAUAUAGAAUUCACCACGGCAGGGUUAAGAACAUGGAAAGCAUACAAAAUUGGAGAGGGGUCCUUCAAAGAUACAGAAAGUCUUCAGAAACUAGGUCAUGCGCAAUCUACUACCAGUUUAAAGAUCCUAAGUGAUUUCAACCACACUGAAGAACAUGGCCAAAUUCAUCUUAGGGCACCAGAGAAUCAACCAGAACCACGUGAUGAUCAAUCUGAUACCUCAGCAAAUGACGAUGAUGGUGUUGAACCUUCAGGAACAGAUUCUAAGUUAUUCUUUUGUCCUGAAUAUGGAUGUUUGAAGUCAUAUCAGACUUUUGAGAAGCUGAAUGAGCAUCUACUCAUUGGAAAUCAUGUGUUUAAAAAAGUGUCAGAAUCUUCUAGUGACAAAGCAAAGAAACUAUGGGCCGAAAAAUGUGAUACUGUGUUGGCAGCUACCCGUCCUAGAGUUGAUCAUGAGUCCGAGGCUUCAGACAGUGUAGAUGUGCCAGUUCUAGGAUGGGCUUUGAAGAAAGAAAAGAGAUACUGCAGAUUUUCUCAAAAAGUGAAGAACUUCUUGACCGAGUUAUUCAAAAAAGGAGAAGAAAGUGGUAGAAAGGAGAAUCCAACAGCUGUUGCUCUGGAAAUGCGAACUAUGAUGGAAGAUGGAAGAAGGAAGUUCUCUCCAUGUGAAUGGUUACAGCCAAGUCAGAUUUCUUCAUUUUUUUCUCGACUUGCAAUAAAUUCCAACCAAUCAAAUGUACUUUGUGUGGACAAAAGUGAGUUAGUUUCAAGUGACAGUGAUUUGUUAGCUGUUUUAGGUGAACUUCAAAAUGAGGAAGUUUUCCAAAGCAUAUGUGAUUGACAUAAACAGAUUACAGGAACCCUACUCCAUUAUUUCUGCAUUUUGAAUACUAGUAUUACUGAGACUCAUACUUACUUAGACAGGCAGAUAGGUAUUCUGGCAAUCUCUUAGCAAUGCAAUGUAUUUGAUUUUAUGUUUGCUGUGUUAUUGUUAUUUGAGUUUUUGCAAUGAUAUUUUGAUGCUGCACUAUGACUAUUGCCAUUUUUAAAACCUAAAGUAUUGUUUCUGUAUAACUGUUUUUCUGUCCCCUAGUCUGCCCAUCAAAUGCAUAUUUUGUUUACCUCAUUUUUAAAGAAACUAUUCAAAGUAUUUUUAUCAAACUUCA